Molecule: messenger RNA, 7064 nt
Organism: Nerophis ophidion (straightnose pipefish)
Lineage: Eukaryota; Metazoa; Chordata; Actinopteri; Syngnathiformes; Syngnathidae
Gene: opn7b
Product: opsin 7, group member b
Exons: 6
Coding region: 293-1504 (403 amino acids)
Biological process (GO): G protein-coupled receptor signaling pathway
Cellular component (GO): membrane
Molecular function (GO): G protein-coupled receptor activity
Source: RefSeq, a predicted model, not a curated record
CUGAGCAAGCAGCGGAGAUUGGGAGAGUAACUGUGAGCUGCAGGGUCGAGGAGAAAGCAGCAGCAGCCCGUCUUUCUUAAUCUGUCGCCUCUCGGAUCUCCCCGAGCUGAGCGCAGCUGUCGGGCUGCUGCUGCUGCUUGCUUACUACGGGUGGAUUCUGCGGUCCCGUACACAGCCCACUUUGCCGAACAGCUUCACGCAAAGUCUCCUCAUUUGCCUGCACGUGGUUGAAGGUUUGACGCACUGGACGUGAAACACCCAUGAUCCCCAGCCAGCACACCCUCUCACUAAGAUGGGAAAUGCCUCCGAAACGUAUCUGUUCGUGUCCAGAAUAUCAAAAGACAACGACAUCCUCAUGGGAACACUGUACACCAUUUUUGGUGUGUUGUCCAUGCUGGGAAACGGGAUCCUGCUGUUCGUGGCCUACAGAAAAAAGUCCUCCUUGAAGCCAGCAGAGUUCUUUGUAGUCAACUUGGCCAUCAGCGACCUGCUGAUGACCAUAUCCCUCUUCCCCUUUGCUGUGCCGUCAUCCUACACUCAUAAGUGGCUGUUUAAUAGGACCACCUGCACCGUUUAUGCAUUCUGUGGUGUUUUGUUUGGCCUGUGCAGUCUGACUAACCUCACAGUGCUCUCCUCCGUCUGCUGGCUCAAAGUCUGCUGCCCAAACUAUGGCAACAAGUUCUCCUACUGUCACUCUUGCCUGCUGGUCGCAGGGAUCUGGUGCUAUGCCGCAGUGUUUGCCGUGGGGCCCCUGUCGGGUUGGGGAGAGUACGGGCCCGAGCCGUACGGUACAGCAUGCUGCAUCAACUGGCACGCCCCCAGCCAGAGCGCCUCAGCCAUGAGCUACAUCGUCUGCCUCUUCUUCUUCUGCUACAUCGUGCCCUGCACGGUCAUCUUUCUGUCCUACACGUUCAUCUUGUUGACCGUGAGGGGAUCCCGACAGGCGGUGCAACAGCACAUGUCCCCUCAGAACAAGAUCACUAAUGCACACACACUUAUUAUUAAGCUGUCCGUGGCAGUUUGUAUCGGCUUCCUGACAGCAUGGAGUCCGUAUGCAGUAGUGUCCAUGUGGGCAGCAUUUGGUAAUUCCUCAACAGUGCCACCCAUGGCCUUCGCCCUGGCUGCUAUCUUCGCCAAAUCCUCGACCCUUUAUAAUCCUAUAGUCUAUCUGGUUUUCAAGCCCAACUUCCGCAAGUCCCUCUGUCGAGAUGUGGCCCUGUGCAGAAGGUCACUCUGCGGGUGUCUGUGCCCGUGCGACUCCACACAGAAGGGGACAUGCAGUCAAGCACAUCGCAAAGAAGAGUGCAACUUGACACGGUUGUCCAACGGGCUUCCAAAGAACCAGGGCACAUGCAGACACUGUCCUUGUGCCGAGACCUCUGCUACAAAGGAAAACUGUAUCGACUACAGCCCUCGGCAUACUGCCCGGAUACUGAAAGGGUCGCAACAGAGUGAAGUGGCUGUCAGUCAGCUCUCCAACGAGCAGCAGAGUGACUUCCUUUAGAGUGAAUUUACAGCCUGCGAGAAGGAAAGCCAAUGGAUGACAGACAUUUUCCUGUAGAGCUGCAAAUAUGGCAACAAGUGAAGAAUCCAUUUAUUGAUGGGAAGAACAUAGGGGCGGCAUGGCGUGGUGGCUAGAGCGGCCGUGCCUGAAACCUGAGGGUUGCAGGUUCGUUCCCUGCUUCUUACCAUCCAAAUCUCUGCCGUUGUGUACUUGGGCAGGACACUUCACCCUUUUCCCCCAGUACCGUGUGAAUGAAUGAUGAGUGAUAGGUGGUGGUCGAAGGGCAACCGGCAGCCACACUGCAGUCAGUCUACCCCAGGGCAGCUGUGGCUAUGAAAGUAGCUUACCACCACCAAGUGUGAAUGAAUGAUGGGUUCUCACUUGUCUGUGAAGCGCUUUGAGUGUCUAGAAAAGUGCUGUAUAAAUCUAAUCCGUUAUUAUUAUUACAAACAUAUCGGUGAAUAUCUUACGCCUCAAAUAUGUGAUACUGCCAAAAACACAUGAGAACAAUAUCAUACAACAAUCAACAUGCAACCAGAUCAAUGGUAAAUCAGGUAAACAUGCAAGUCUGAUCGGAUAAACUCUAAAGGGGACUUUUUAUGAACUAUCUUUAAUGUAUUUAUUAUGAAUACUGUGUUGGUUUUAUAUAUUUAUUGAUGCAUGCCUCAAAGUGGAGGACCACAUUGUUUUCAUUAUUUAAAUAGAAAAUAUUAAUCUUUGCUGCAUUGGUUUCAAGGUUUCACCGCUUAGUAAUUUGAGGGAAAGAAAGAAGCACCAUGGGUGUUGACGGUAUUGUGAAUAAUGUAUCUCUAUGACACGUGAGUUCUAUUCUCUGUGUACUCAAUAGGAAGACCUCAGGACAAAAGAAACAUUUACAGUAAGAUUCAUGUCUCAAAAAUGUACAUUUUUAUAUAAGGUACAUGUCUUGAAUUGUACAAAAGAUGCAUUGCACUGUGACUACAAGUUGUUGAAUAGUAAUGGAUGAUCAAGUGUUUGGGUUUUCUUGGAAGAAUAACAAAGGCACAUAGAGUAUGAAAAUCUUAGUAAUAUUUCUUCCAGAAACUUAUCACUGUGUGUCCUUUAUAAAUGGAAUUUUGAAGGUAUGUUAAAUGUUCAUAAACAAAGAGCUGGCUCUUUUCUGAGAACUGUAAUGACAAGUGACAUACCUGGUUAUCAAACAAUCCUGCAAAAUUAAGACAGAACAAGAGAGCAGGUGCGGAUACACUUACAAUCUCAAUGUUCAUUCUAUAAGUUAUCUAUUUUUUAAAAGUCUGAAUGGAACUGAAUGAAGUGUAGACAUUUACAGAACUUAUAACAUUAAUUUACGGAACUUUUUAAGUUCAACAUACAGUAUAUUGAACAUAAAAAUAGUAAAAAUCAUGUUUUGUGUUGAACUAACUUUCUUUGAUGGUCCAGAUGUGUUGAAAAUUAAUUACUUUAUAGGAAUGUGUGUGUGUGUGUGUGUGUGUGUGUGUGUGUGUGUGUUUUUGUGUGUGUGUGUGAGUGAGAGAGAGAGAGGGAUAAACAGAUGUAGGUGUACAGUAUGAUCAUUUUCAAGGCAUUAAAACAAAAAAGGAGAGGUUGUCUUUCUCUGCAUGCAUUCAGGCAAUUUGCUUUCAUCACCUCCCAAAGCUGAGCAGGACUUGAGUGAAAUAAUUGUUGUAAUAAGAACGAUGAGAUUCGGGCCCCGACGUCAGGGCCACAUUGGGGCCUGUGCACGUUUACAUUAGAGUCUGAUAAAAAAAAAUCACAUUUUUCUUGCAGUGUAAACAGUCAGCUGGAAAAAAUCAGAUCUAAAAAAAAAAUCUGAUUUGGGCCACUUUGGCCUGCAAAACAGUCUUAUUGUCAUCACCAACAGAACUUAAUUAAUGCCAUUAACUUUUAAAUGAUAACAUGUUGGUAUCCAUGUUUCCCAAAGCUCACCAUGACGCAACUGUACCACCAACAUGCUUAACUGUAGGCAAGACACACCUAUCAUGGCAUUCACUUUUGUUGCCAGCUUUUCAAACAAUAUUGUCUGUGUGUUGAGUUAUUUUCAGAGGAUGAUAUAGUAAUAUAUAAAGCUGUACACUGACAAAUGUACACGCAAGUUUUAUUUCUAUAGUAUCGACCCUUUCAUAAUAUAAACUGUUGAGUGUAAAUACUGUAAAAUUGAUGUUGUUACAUAUUUGUGCAAUCACAAAUUAUUUAUUGUUUUGCCCUAGCAUUGAUUUAUCAGUCUAUAACUAACCCAAAAUGCAAAUUCUCUUCUGCAUAUUUUGGUUUUAUUACUCCCCAGAUAACCAAUUUCCUUUGCCGUGAACAUUAGUUUGUGGUUUUUUGCUUUUGUCUAAAUAGUCCUGUCUUGCGUAAAAUGAAAGGGACGCCAAUUCGCAGAAAGUUGCAAAGAUCAAAGCAAAUUAGUUUGACAAAGGAGAGCAGAACAAUUCAGAAAUUUAACAAUUCAGCAAAAAAAAAACAAUCGAAUUAUACAGAUUGUUUGAAGGCGCAGUGAGAUUCAUUAAAAGACUCAUGAUAUUAAGGAACCAAAGGGUUACAGUCAUAUUAGUUGCAUGUGAUCACACUCAUACAUACCAAGACGGUAUAUGAAUGCACAAACCAGGAAACGUAACGGGUUUGUGUUGUCUUUUCUAUUUUAUUCUUCUCCAGGAAUACGUCAGCACUUUGACUUUAACAGUGUUUACAGCUUCAGUUUUGGAGAACCUAUUUAUUUUGCUGCAGCUGAGUCAAUUAGAUUUCAGCUCAAUUGACAGGCAAGUGACGGAUGGAGGGACUUAAGAAAAAUAUCCACAUUUAUUAUAAAGAUCAUAAUUCAAUAGUUUUAUCCAAGGUGUAUGAUAGAUUUAUUUUAAUAUUUAACGUGUAUCGCAGAAUGUAUUUUUAGCUCUUAAGACUGGCUAUUGCUUGUAUUCCCAUAAGUGAUUUCUUCCCGGAAGUGAAAAUCAAUGGUGGUCAACCAAGCUAAGAAGGCUGUUUUACAGCAAGCAGCAUGCACACUAUCUGAGUACACAAUAAGCUUAUAUCUUUCUGCAAAAAGCAAGUAAGAGCAAAAAAAUCCAACUAUGCAAUGGAAUAAAUCCCUAUAUUUUAUUAAAAAAUAAAAGAUGUGUCGAGUGAUAAAGGAUUAUUCGUCAGUGCAGUUCCUAACGAUAAUGAAUUAUCGUGUGCUUCAGACGCCAUUCAACGCAACAAAACAGAUGAAAACUUGGAAAAGCAUGGAGGUUUACAACUUCUUUGUGUGUGGCUGUGUCAAGAAAAUUAGUAUCGAGACUCUCCUGGACAAUUAUGCCUCGUUUUAGCUUGGGUAAGGUUGCAAGUCAUGAUUUAAUAAACGAAAUUGAUUAAUUGAUUGAUUUAAUGUCGUGUCUACAGUCAUGUUUGUUGCCUACCCUUGCUGUUGCAUGAGUUGUUUAUGAUUGUACGUGUUUUUACCCAUUUUUAUCUAAAUAUAUCCAUUGAUGUCAACAUUCAGUAUGAGCUGAAAGCAUCAUUUAAAAUUGUUUGGGUAAAAGCUAAACUCUAUUAGGUUUAUUUUAUUUAGACUCACCGUGUUGGUGCUUUUCAUAGCAAAAAUAUGUCUUAAGAAAUACGAAUAAUAUCAGGAUAAUACUUAAAUGGGAAACACUAAACAUUAAAAGUAUAUCAUACAAACCUUCAAUGGAGUUGUCACUGCAAACUUGUGCAUUCUUCGGCCUUGCUACCUUGUACUGGGGUGCGUGAUACUUUUGUCAUAUUUUUUCAUGAAAUCUUGAACUCAUUCUGGAUAACCUCUCGAGGAACUAAGAAGAAACGUUUAUCCUUUUUGCGAUUCAAACGGCUAACACAGCCGAAAACAACGCAAGCGUAGGGCUUUUUGUCUUUGAGAAAUGCUAAAUAAUGGCUUGUAUCCAUUAAGGACAGACGCUGGCUUUACCACCACGUGUAUUCAAUAAGCCGGAGGUGACGUCAUUUUGAAUCCAAGCAAUGGCUAUUCUGUAAAUUAAUUAUUGAAAUUUGAGUUCAAACUUGUGUUUCUGAAUGCAGCUUGUCCUGCAUCUAUAAGUCAUUUGUUGUCGCACAAACAAGCACUGUGUCAACACUUAAAUACGUUAAAUAUGCUACUUUACUCCUUCACCUUUUCUGUCAAAUACUGAUAUAGAUCAUUUGUUGAGGCAUAACGAUAACCUUUGUCAUAAUUUACAAUGCAAUUUAACAAUUAUAUGUUCAGUGAUGUAUGUUGUAACUUUGUGCAAAACAAACCAAAAAAACUGAAGUAAUCGUCAUGGAUCCACUAACUGCAGAAGCUAGCUCUCCAAUCAACUAAACAGACUCAAUAACUGACGUUUUGGUACAUUUAUGAAACUGUAACAGUACAAAAAAAAAUGUAAUUGUAAGUUAGUAGUGCGGACGUUGUACCGAUCUGUUGUGGUAAAGAAGGAGCUGAGCCGGAAGGCAAAGCUCUCAAUUUACCGGUCGAUCUACGUUCUCAUCCUCACCUAUGGUCAUGAGCUCUGGGUCAUGACCGAAAGGAUAAGAUCACGGGUACAAGCGGCCAAAAUUAGUUUCCUCCGCCAUAGAGAUAGGGUGAGAAGCUCAAAGAAACUCAAAAGUAAAGCCGCUGCUCCUUCACAUCGAGAGGAGCCACCCGAACGCCUCCCUAGGGAGGUGUUUAGGGCACGUCCAACUGGUAGGAGGCCACGGGGAAGACCCAGGACACGUUGGGAAGACUAUGUCCCCCGGCUAGGCGAAGUGGCUAGGGAGAGGGAAGUCUGGGCUUCCCUGCUUAGGCUGCUGCCCCCGCGACCCAACCUCGGAAAAGCGGAAGAAGAUGGAUGGAAGUUAGUAGUACUAACACAGACACUUGUAAACGUGUUAGCAUAUUCUCUAAUGCUAACGACGCUAGCUUGAUUACAUUACGAUAGCAUGUACAAAUAUUCAUGAAGUCACUCCUGCAGACAUCACACAUUGGACGGUUUGGUAAGUAGUUUUGCUGGUAGUUACUGUAUGUUGUCAAACUUACAAACGUUGCUUGGAGUGAGGAAGAAGUAGGAAUGCUGUGGACGGUUUUACUUCCGGUUUAAAGCAGUAACAGGAAGUACAUUUUCAUCUGGCAGUACCUGCAGUGUGCUGACUCGUCCAAAACAUGGCGCCAGAGCAAAAACAAUAACGCACCUUUUCAGUGUCUUUCCCAGCGUACAUGAAUACUACUUAUUUAGCCAAGAAAAGUCCAUAAAUUAGCCACAGUUUUAUAAGCCACAGGAUUCAAACCAUAGGAAAAAGUAGUGGUUUAAAGUCUGUGAAGUACAGUACAUAUAUUUGAAAAUGCCCUCAGUUUUUAAGGCACAAACAAAGCUGAAUGGGAUGUGUUGUAAAUACUUAACAUGUUUGUAUGUUGAAAAUAUGUAUAUCAACAGUGUUUCAGAAUGUUGAACUUAUUUUUUAUGUAAAUAAGUGAAGUUUAAUUUGCUAUGUAAAAAAGACAUUUCACAUUUUAAAAAAGAGCUAUGUGAGAAAAGUAUCAGAUAUCUAUUUAUGGACAUCUCAUUUGUUUGGGGUGCAACUGACAUAUAAAUAAAAUAUA